AUGGCUUUCAUGCUCCUUUCCCUGCUGGCCUGUGUCGCUUGGGCGAAUGCCAACCCCAUUUCGGCCAGGACGGUCCAUAUCCUUGAUGAACCUGCAGCGGCAGAAGCUCAACGUCGCGAUGACACUGCCGUUCGGGCAUUUUCUAAUAUUCAAAUCAAGACCUCGGAUGGAAAAUGUCUUUAUGUUGACAAGCCAUCGGGAGACUUCCGUGCCAACCUUCUAUCCAUCCAGGUAGCCAAGUGUGGAUCUACAGAGGGCCAGGGAUGGGACAUCAUCACUGCCGGCAAGCACAUCAAGGGCGAUGAUGUUAUGCUUGUUGUCAAUACAUUGACUCGAGCCUGUCUCGACUUUAAUCUUCAUAGACCGAAAGGGAGCCAGGCGUUCCUCUACCCAUGUGAUGGCUUUGCUGACGGCAGCGGCGAGGUGGCUGAUUCUCAGCUGUUUGUUUUCGACGGCCGUGCUACCUCCAUGUCCCUGAAGCCAGUAAAUGCCAAAGAGUCAUGCCUUGCAGCAAAGGAUGGCAGUGUUGACAUCAUUCGAUGCCAGAAGGGAGACACCAGCCAAGUGUUCACCUUUGGCCUCGAAGUCGUCCACUCCGAUCUUAAGGCCAGAGGGAAUUUUGAUCAGUUUCAUGCCGCAGGUCGCUUCAGGACUUCGACCACUUCAACUGCGGCUGCAGCUGAGACAAGCGACUCUGAAGCCGAGGCUAACUCCAGUGCUACGUCCACUGCUCGAGCCCAGUCGACCAGGACGACGACAUUGAGGACGACCAUCUUCUCCACUACGACAUCGACAAGGCAAAAGACGUCGACUUCGCAGGCUUCGGCUCAGACAACCCGGACGAGCACUCUUCGGGAGACAGUCACCUCAGUUACCACGUUGACUAGUGGUUCCAGAAGGACCAGGGUCAGAAACCGCACCAAGACCAGAACCUCCACAACCACCACCUCAGCCCAAACCACCACAGCCGCCACAACCGCAGCAACCACAAGCGCCGCCGCGGCAAGCGGCAUCCCGACCGUCAACCCCACCACGCCAGUCCCUGUGUCCCUCGGUGGGCUACUGCAGCCGUCGGCAGCCGCAAAGGCACACCAGCGCGAUAACACGGCAACACGCGCCUUUGAGAACGUCGAAAUCCGCGCGCCGAAUGGUCAGUGUAUGUUUGUAGAUCCGACGGCAGGCGAUUUCCGACAGAACUUGAUCCCCGUAUCGUUGGUUAAGUGCAGUGGUUCGCCGAAUGAGAAGUGGGAUGUUAUUGUCAACGGGAAGCAUAACCAGCCUUCGGCGGGACGGCCAAAUAGUGCGUUGGUUGUUAGCUCUUUGACCCAAGGAUGUAUCAGCUUCGACGGCAGGCGGCAGCAAGGUGACAGGGUGUUUAUCUUUUCGUGUGGCGGUCGCGCCGAUGGCAGUGGCGGCACCGAUGGCAACCAGUUGUUCCCCUACCUUGGCCAGACCAGCUUCGCCUUUGCGCCGCUUAAUGCGGGCAACACCACCUGUAUUCUCCCAGGCGACGGGCGCCUCACGUCCGGGCCAUGCCCGACUGACGGAUCGCAGCUCUUCUCUAUCUUUUUCAUUAUCUUCGUUACAGUACGAUCUGAGUUGCGUACAUAUCCGCCGACAUUAACUCUUGGCUCCCCUGCGCUCGAAGACCUUUCUUCCAACCGCACAGCAACACCCACGCUCCUGUCCUCGUUAUCUUUCUCCUCUAUUCGGUUCAACAUGCGCCGCCGAUCCGCCGCUGUCACAGCGGCCUUGACCAGCAGCCCUUCUCCCCUCCUUGACGUCUUGGUGCCUGCAGUCAGACAACAAGUAGGCGCAGCAGCCGCCUUUCGCAUACACCACGCUGUGGCAUCCGCAUCUAGCAUACCAUCCAAUCCCUCACCCAAGAUUCAUGAGACGUCCUCUAUCCUUCGCCGUCUACUCUCGAGCGCAAACAACUCACUACAUUCCCGGACAUUUUCUUCCAUUCCGCACGCACCAACCCCGCAAGUUCGCACCUUCAGCACAACCUUCUCCCGCCCAAAAACACACAUCCUCUUUAACCCACAAGUCGGCGAAGACGGGCAAGAAAUGCGCCUUGAAAUCACUCCCCGCGCAGGCAAACGCCUUACCGAAAUAAUGAAAAAAGACACCAACCCCCACCUAGCCCUGCGCAUCCAAGUCGAAUCUGGCGGCUGCCAUGGCUUCCAGUACGUGAUGCGUCUGGUCACCUUGCCCCCAUCUUUGCCUACACCCGAAUCACCCGCCCCCUCCUCCGACGAUACCACCGCCACACUUCACGAAGACGACACCAUAUUCGCCUGGACGCCCGACGAGAGCAUGGCUGAACCGGAUAUCACAUCGCCAAAAAUCAUUCUGGAUUUGGCGUCUCUGGAGUUGUUGAAGGACAGCAAGGUCGAUUUUACGCAGGAGUUGAUUGGGUCACAGUUUAAGAUUGUUGAUAAUCCCAAGGCGACGAGCAGUUGUGGGUGUGGAACAAGCUUUGAUAUCAAGAUUUAA
Messenger RNA from Thermochaetoides thermophila DSM 1495, 2499 nucleotides. Its product is annotated as putative iron-sulfur protein. Bases 1 to 2499 code for a protein of 832 amino acids. Gene Ontology annotation, molecular function: 4 iron, 4 sulfur cluster binding; iron ion binding; 2 iron, 2 sulfur cluster binding. The transcript is spliced from 7 exons. Gene Ontology annotation, biological process: iron-sulfur cluster assembly. The record is from RefSeq and is a predicted model, not a curated record. NCBI's taxonomy places the organism in Eukaryota, Fungi, Ascomycota, Sordariomycetes, Sordariales, Chaetomiaceae. Gene Ontology annotation, cellular component: mitochondrion.